Stylophora pistillata is the source of this 2332-nucleotide messenger RNA. Its product is annotated as solute carrier family 2, facilitated glucose transporter member 8. Gene Ontology annotation, cellular component: membrane. NCBI's taxonomy places the organism in Eukaryota, Metazoa, Cnidaria, Anthozoa, Scleractinia, Pocilloporidae. Gene Ontology annotation, biological process: carbohydrate transport; transmembrane transport. The record is from RefSeq and is a predicted model, not a curated record. Gene Ontology annotation, molecular function: sugar transmembrane transporter activity.
CCUAGCAAGCAUUCAAAUGAUAAGAUCACAAGUUUUAAGGGAUGCCUUAAAGAGAAGAAUUCACACGAUACGGACAAAAUAGAUUUCGAUUGAUCUUUUUAGAGCUUCCUACUUCCCAUUACGUAAGCACAAUUAUCUUAUAAUUUUAUUCCAAAGUCUUCCAAACAGGCUAUCAUGUUGCAUUGCACACCAGUAGUACUCAUAAAUGGAAGUUUAGCUCGUUUCGCAGUAAUAGCGUUCGUUUUAGCGAGUUAAGAUGACAUUCAAGAUGGCUGAGCCCUGCGGCCAGGCAUACGAAAAAUCUCCUCAGUCCGAUAGAGGAAAUCGUGAAGAACGAGUUAGCAGAGCAAUCGUGGCUGCGUUAAUCGCAGCGCUUGGUCCAGUCAGCUUCGGAUACUGUAUCGGAUAUUCAUCGUCUGCUUUGGAAGAUUUACAAAACGCGGAUAAUUCUUCAGUUGUGCGUUUAUCCGCAGAUCAGGGAUCCUGGUUCUCGUCUCUGAUCACCGUUGGCGCUAUUUUUGGCAGUUUAGUCGCUGGAUGGGCGAUUGACAAGCUUGGUCGAAAGGUUACUAUAAUGUCCUGUGUAGUACCUUUUGUUCUGGGUUGGCUCCUCAUCAGCUUUGCUCAAAAUGUUGCCAUGCUCUACAUCGGCCGAAUAAUUUCAGGUUUAGCCUGUGGUGCGAUCUCGUUGGCCACCCCGGUUUACAUCUCAGAAAUCGCCCCACCUCGUCUGCGAGGCACACUAGGCACGUUUAACCAAAUGGGAAUUGUAUCGGGCAUCUUGCUGUCUUUCAUAACGGGCCACGCCCUCAACUGGAAUUGGUGCGCCAUAAUAGGAAUAGGGUUCCCAGCCUGUUUAUUGAUAUUGAUGUUUUUUAUGCCGGAAACUGUCUACUGGCUGUUGGCUCGUGGAAAAGAGGGACACGCCUACAUGACAGCAAGAUGGCUUCGAGGACCGAAAGCCGACGUGGGGAAGGAAAUUAUGGAAAUAAAAGAUAGCUUAGAAAAGAUGGAAAGGAUGUCAAUCCAGGAAUUUGUCAAACCCAGUCUUCUACGUCCGUUCGCAAUCAGCUUGACCCUUCACUUCUUCCAACAGAGCACUGGUAUCAACGCAGUCAUGUUCUACUGUGCCACCAUCUUCCAUAAGGCCGGAUUCCAAGACAAAAGCACUAUGGUACCGAUUUUAGUAGGCAUCAUACAGGUCGUUGCAGCCGCUGUCUCUGUUGUUAUGAUUGGUCGAGUGGGUAGGCGUUUCCUGCUUAUAGUGGGUGGGGUCGGAAUGGGCAUCAGUCUUUUCAGCCUGGGGUCUUAUUUCUACAUCUCAGUAAACUCUCCUGUUACUUACUACGACUUUGAUCUUUCGUGGGUGGCUGUCACCAGUGUUGCCGUAUACAUUGUCGCAUUUGGUAUGACGUGGGGUCCCUGUGCCUGGCUCAUAAUGAGUGAGAUAUUUCCAGUGAAGGCUAGGGGAACAGCCAGCGGCUUUGCAACCCUAUUAAACUGGACUUGCGCUUUUACAAUUACAAAGACAUUUCCGUUCUUUAUCGAUACACUCACAGCAGCGGGAACUUUCUGGUUAUAUGGAAGUCAGGCGAUCCUGGCCGUAAUAUUUGUAUACGUUUGCGUUCCAGAAACGGAGGGAAAAUCCCUUGAGGAGAUUCAAAGGUACUUCGAGGGCAUAGAGAAAAAAGAGAAGGAAAUACGAGAAACCUACGUGUGAGUCCGGAAACGCAGGACUAAAAGCUAUGCGUUCGUGCGCUUUUCGAUUGAGAGUGUUAUAAUAGCAUAAAAUCACCACAGCCAAUCAGAAUUAGGAUCGGCUUUACAGGAAACUAAUGAAAAUACUUGAAACAAGCUCAAUUGCAGUGAAGCAGUUGACUUUACAUCUGAUUGGUCGAGAGAACGGCGUGAGUUCUCGACCAGUCACAGAGCACGGGAAAGCAAAAGGAUAACUUUUGAAACUCAGUUUAAAUUUCAUUUGCAGUUAAAAACUUGAGUUCCUUCUUGAGGAAAUUAGGUUGGCUGUUGGUUGGUAGUUAAUAAUUUAAAGCAAUAGAAUAGCCCUCUAGAAAAUUCUGUUAAAAAAGAGGAAAGGAGUUGUCAUCAGGCAACAUUAAACUUUAGACUCCCAUGAUCUGAUUAUUUCUCCCCUCUAGCUAAUACACAUUCCCUUGUAAAUUAGCAACGAGAAUUUGGUAUUUAGUAAAAUGAAACGAAAUCGUCGAUCCGGAAAAGAGCAGAAUUUAUAAUCAAAAGGACGAUCAAUUGUCUCCGAGAUUUAAAAACGCCUUUUACUUCGUAAAAGAAUAAAAAAGUUAAAAGACAAAUUAGA